Hibiscus syriacus is the source of this 742-nucleotide messenger RNA. RefSeq lists its product as uncharacterized. The record is from RefSeq and is a predicted model, not a curated record. The transcript is spliced from 4 exons. Bases 1 to 630 code for a protein of 209 amino acids. Lineage: Eukaryota; Viridiplantae; Streptophyta; Magnoliopsida; Malvales; Malvaceae.
AUGGUGGUCCAUGCACGUAUAGAAAAUCGCCUCCCAAGGCCUGUUGAUGGUGGUGGGAAUGCGGCAAAGGCUUGGAUCAGGGUAGGGCAGGCUUCGGAUGUUAAAUUUGUCUCCAAUACACAAUGUUCUUAUCCUCGGAGUUCUGCACUUGGUCUUGGCUUAACUGCUUCAGCAGCACUUCUGGUAGCUCAUAUAAUCAUUAAUGUUACAACAGGGUGUAUUUGCUGCAAAAGAACCAGUCAAAAUUGGAACUCUAACUGGACAAAAGCCCUUAUCUUCUAUGUUGUUUCUUGGUUCACAUUCGUUAUAGCUUUCCUUCUCUUGCUAACUGGUUCUGCACUCAACGAUCAACACGGUGAAGAGAGCGUGUACUUUGGCUACUACUACUGCUACGUCAUUGCCGGAGUCUUUGCCGGGGGAUCUGCGUUAGCCAUUGCGAGCGUAGUGUCUGGGAUCUUAUAUUAUCUCACCUCAAACACCACGAAGGACACAAGUGGUCCUUGGGGCACUGCAGCUGUUCCGAAUCAAGGUGGCAUAGCCAUGGGACAACCUCAGUUCCCACCCCACCAGACCUCACAAGAUCCUGUUUUUGUACACGAAGAUACUUAUAACAGGCGGCAGUUCACUUGAUCGGAAAAUUUCGGUAACACUCGUGAAUCGUAUAAGAUUUUAUUGUAGCUGCAUGCAUUGCUUAUAUUGUAGCUAAUUUUACUAGAGUGCCAAUAUAAACUUGUUUCAGGUA